This is a messenger RNA of Daphnia carinata, 3668 nucleotides long. RefSeq names its product protein FAM13A-like. Lineage: Eukaryota; Metazoa; Arthropoda; Branchiopoda; Diplostraca; Daphniidae. The record is from RefSeq and is a predicted model, not a curated record. Bases 683 to 2932 code for a protein of 749 amino acids. The transcript is spliced from 12 exons.
CUUCGUUCGCAGACAUUCAGACCGACUUGUCGAGACAUUCGGGAGUGUAAUGCCAAGUGUUGUGCACAAAAAAGGGUUUUGAUUUGUCUAGUCGUGCAACGUUGGCUUUCCUGCAUUAAAGGGCAGCCUUGUAAACCUCGAGUCUGCGUCGCAUCGAUCCGGAAGAGAACGAUGCCACGUCCCUUCUUAGCAGCACGCGACUCAAGGAAAAAGGUCCAGUAACCUACGGAUCGAGUGUCUGUGCGGAUCACUAGAACAAUCUCUCCCACGUUUUUUUUUUCAGAUAAAAAUCAAAAAAGAAAAGUACUGGGUGGUCGGUUCGCUGUGGAGCCCAUAACAUUUUUUUGCAAAUGCUUAGCCUAAAGCUCGUUUCGACUCACUGUUUGAAACAGCCGUAGAUUGGGUCUGACAUUUUCCAAAAAACAUUUUUAAUUGGUGGAAAAAAAAAAAUCAAUUUCUUCAGUCACACAAAGAAAGGGCCAAAAAUGUGUCGUGAUCGUGAUAUGGCAUGUGCCGGGUGAAACUUCACCCUGCAGACUCAUUAGGAACAAAGAAAAAAACAAAUUGCAACGCUUUUUUAGUGGGUUUUCUGGAUCAACUAAAUAACUGAAGUGCCUCAACGUCAACCUUGGCCGACAACCUGGAGCGAUUUGAUUGGGAGGAGAAUAACAGCAGGCCCUGUAUGAUGAGACGACGAACGUCCUUCGAAACAUUCGAUAUCGACAAUGUCCCAUCUCAGGCUCUGAGUGGCUACGAAAACGAGGAAGAAACAAGCAACAAUGGCCGGACUUUGCAGUCAGAUUCAAAAAGGACAUCCUGUAUCCCGAUAAGUCAUCAUGCGCCCGUCCAUUGUUCGCCGACUGGGCACCGAUGGGGCGGCGGUGGAGGACUGGAUCCGACAGAUAAUAGCAAUGAUUACACACCGUGGAACGACAGGAAUGAAGACUUGGUCGUUGCCAGAACGAUCACCGUACAAGAUGAAAGCGAUUACAAUCCAGCCUCCAUCACAGUUCAAAUGUCCAUUUGGAAGGAAUUGUCUGCUGGGCAGCUAUCCGAUGAAACUCAGAGCUCGAGCAGUGAUGCAACGCUGUGCUGGCGACGUUAUCCUUUCGCUUUAGAGGAUGAAGCGUCGUCGCCUAUUUCUUACGGCUCACCAGCCACUUAUCCCAUUGUUCCGGACGAACAGCUCGAAGUCGUUUCUGCCGAUAAGGAGCAUGAAGAGCGUCGCAUUCUGGAACGCUUUGCCAGUUUCCCGAGCGCAAACAAGAGCAGACCCGUGUCGAUAUUGUUGGGCGGUGGAAGCGGGACGCCCAAGGGCGGCCGACGGCGCAAUAAGCGAAAGGACUGCGACAGUCCACGUUCAUCCGUCGAAGACAAAAAUAUCGUCAAACACGAAGCUUUGACGCCAGACGUUGUUCCGCCGGAAUCGAUGGACCCGGAAAAGUGCGCUAGUGGUCAAGGGCAAUUUCGGCAACAGCUCUGUUUUGACUUGAUGCAAUUACGAGACAAAGAAGAAGAUGACGAUGGCAGUGAGAAUGGUGACAGACAGGGCAACGAGCCAGUUACCAGCCACGGAAUGAGACCAGCCAGAGGCUGGGCUUCGCUAAACAGCCUCCCGGACGAAGAAGAUGAGGACGUGACAGUUUCGCCGCGAGUCCUGUCGCCAGAGAUGGAUGAGCCAGCUGGAUCGUUUCAUGUGCGCGGCUUUCACGGUCGAUGCAAAGAACCUCAAGAAAAGCGGACCGCUUUCAUCGCCCUGGGCAACCUAAAUAACUUGCACAGUGCCAAUCGUAACCUUGUCGGAACGGACGAACAUCCUGCCACCAUUCGGGCCAGGCAACUCGUCCAGCAAAUUCACAGUUUGAAACAAAAAGUCAAGUUGUACGAGGAUGCGUUUGAGCUGCGUUACGGGUACAGGCCGUCUCAUCAUCAGAAGAUGGACGAUCGCAAUACGAAACGGGUUUUAACUGAAUUGGCUCGUACCCGUAAAGAAUUGAAACAAUUGAAGGAGCGCUAUCACUUGGCUGAGUCGGUGGAGAUAGCUGAGACCCGAGACCCGGCAGGCACUACAACCACGGCCACCUUCUUUUCCAGGGAAAGGCCAUCGGCACCGUGUACGCCGUCGGUCGAAGAGACGGUGAUCGAAGUCCAAGAGCAUUUGACCAACAACAGACAAUUAGCUGGACGUGCGGAAGCCAUUGAGAAAUUAACUGCCAAAGAAGUGUUGGAUGAAAAAUUAGCUGUCCAGCGAGCUUUGCUCUACGUCGAAUCACUCCACGGACGGCCGGCAUCGUACAGACAUAAAGAUCUGUUGAGACCACUCUACGAUCGCUAUAGAAUCCUCAAGCGAAUGGUGGUGAGGUCGGGAGUAUCGCGCUCUAAAGAAGAAGUCUGCGAUUUAGCCCCUAUUCUCGAGUACGAGACACUUGAACUGUGCGAAACGCGGCCUGGUGGAUUGUUGCACCGACAUUCGGCACCGGCUACCCCAUCGCUGGAAUCGAUGGAAGAAAUGGAUCUGCGUGGUGCCUCUGCCAGCCGUCAACGUCAUCUCGUGACGCCCAGCACAGGCAUGGAGCUACGCAAAGAUCAGGAUUUAGCCUCCUGGAACACGGACGAUCCGAUGCUGGUCAUGUGGAAACGCAAAAAGAUCUCACUUAAUAUCGACGAAAAUCUACACGCUCUGCCAUUAAAUCAACUUAUGGAACAGCUGCGUCAUGUUCGUGAAGAUAAACGUCGAUUGAGACGGGCCAUUCGCGAUUUGGAAGCGGACGUGUUGCGUCAUCAAAGCCCAGCGCCGAGAUAUUCUUCGGCAGGUGAUGAGGAUGUGGACGGACAUUUGGAGCCCGUCUACGCUCAGUACCGCCAUGCUCGGGCCAAAUUGCGGCUGCUGGAAGCGUUGGUAGCCAAACACGAUGGCAGUGCCACCUUAUAACGUUUCGUUAUUUUUGUUUUUUCGCGAAAAGAAACUCACCUCAUUCAUCUGUUACCAAAGAAAAAACUGCCGGAAAUUACGAAACUCCCAUCAUGUCCUUUUUUUUUUCAUUUUUGUUUUUGUUAAUAAUUGGCAGCUGCGAUGUUGCAAACUUUGUUCGUUUGGCCAGUGCUAUUAUUGGCUUCGGUGGGUCGAAGCCUCUGAAAGAAAAAAAAGAUUAAGAUUAAUUUGGUAUUUAUAUGGAUUCCUGUUCUUACAAAUGUGAAUAAUGGCUGACACUUAGUUAGUUGAAAAGCUUUAUCGCUAGAUUCGUGGUCACUAUGUUAUUUUGCUGUUCGUGUACGGGGUAAAAAGAAGAAUAUGGAAUCAUGUUUCGCUAUUUUAGAAGAAGAAACAAGGGAGAGGAAUCUGCGUACAAACAAUUAUAAAAAGAGAUCCUCUGUCCUCUCUAUUUUUCUUUUGAUAAUGUUUAAAAAAAGAGUUUAUUGUUCUCAAAAAAAAAAAAAAAUACCCUAACACAGAACGGAAAGAAUGACGUACACAUGUAUAACCUUAUAUCUCUUUUGUCUGUCGCAACUCGAAUCUCACUGCAAUAUCAUCUACGUGCAAACUUUGGUGCCACGCAGAGCGCCUCUCGGAAAUUUUUUUGUUUUGAUAUAUCAUCAGAGUCUUGAUAGACUGUAGUGUCUCGUCUGUAAUAUCGUUGAAAAUAUACCAAUAACUACCGAACAUUGAA